Molecule: messenger RNA, 2451 nt
Organism: Ogataea angusta
Lineage: Eukaryota; Fungi; Ascomycota; Pichiomycetes; Pichiales; Pichiaceae
Exons: 1
Coding region: 1-2451 (816 amino acids)
Biological process (GO): phosphate ion transport; polyphosphate metabolic process; monoatomic anion transmembrane transport
Cellular component (GO): membrane
Molecular function (GO): phosphate transmembrane transporter activity
Source: RefSeq, a predicted model, not a curated record
AUGAAGUUCUCGCAUUCGCUUCAGUUCAAUGCUGUUCCCGAGUGGUCUUCCAAGUACAUCAACUACUCCGGCCUCAAGAAGCUGAUAUAUUCGCUCCAGCGUGAGUAUGCCGAGACGUUGAAUUUCACGGAUCCGGAAUCGCUGCCGUUCACUGCUGUGGACGAAGAGUCGAGUCCGAUCAAUGUUUUUAUUACCGCUCUCGACAAAGAGGCUGCCAAAAUCAACGGGUUCUUCCAGAUCAAGGAGAAAGAAGCUCUGGCCAGCUACGAGAACCUGAUCGACGAGGUGGAGGAGUUUGAGCGCGAGUUUCCGCAGCAGCUGGCCGACGUCGAGCAAAGACACCGGCUCAGACAGAUUCUGGACUCUCUUAGGCCCGGCAAAUUCACCGAUGAAACACCUGAGUCGGGGCCUGCUCCUGAUAUUGAGCCUGUACCUUCGCAGAAUGCGCUGGGCAGCGCGAGCAACGAAAAUGCCGUCGACAUGCGCCAGCCAGACAAAAAUGCAAACGAGCUGACCCACCGGAGGUCGCAGAUCCUGUUUGACGACGACGACUUCAACCUCAGCUUCUUGGAGGCUCUCAAGGUGGAAAAAAGAAAACCGCUGGCCGACAUGUUUGUUCUUCUGUCGGAACUGAAAAGCUACGUUGAGCUCAACAAGAUUGGGUUUGGCAAGGCACUGAAAAAGUUCGACAAGACGUUGCACACGAAAAUUAAGGACGAAUACAUGGAUAAGCUCGAAAAGAGCAACGAGUACCACGUUUUCAGGCCAGAGGCCAUGGACGAGCUCAACGUGCGUCUAGCGGGCAUCAUAAGACUGUACUCGGUGUUCACGCACGGCAACGAGGAGCAGGCCAAGGACGAGCUCAAGUCCAACCUGAGAGAGUACAUUGUCUGGGAAAGAAACACGGUCUGGCGGAACAUGAUUGGCAUGGAGCGGAAGACACAGGCGGCCAGGGUCCAGAAACCGAACAUGGUGGAUUCAGUCAUUGUUCCGGUGGAAAAGUUCGAUAUUUAUCUUGGUGCGGGACGCAAGAUCAGCAUUCCUACUCCAAUUCUGACCAGUAACGGUCUCAAGGCGUUGCUGAUCGCGAUGGUCACGAUCACGUUGUUGAUCUUCUCGCCGUUGCAGGACGAGCAGCAGAAAAACUGUUUUGCAGUCCUUGUGUGCGCGUCUCUGCUCUGGGCAACAGAGGCAAUUCCUCUCUUCACCACCUCUCUGCUGCUCCCAUUUCUGAUCGUGGUGCUGAGGACUCUGGUCGAUCCUGACUCUGGUGAGCCUUUGCGGGCUGUGGACGCGUCGAAAUUCAUCUGCUCUGCAAUGUGGUCGCCGAUCAUAAUGCUUCUGCUUGGCGGCUUCACGCUGGCUGCCGCUCUCUCCAAGUACAAUCUGGAUAAAAUAGCAUGCACUUUUAUUUUGUCCAAAGUGCCUCAAAGACCGGCCUACGUGCUGCUGUCGAUCAUGUGUGUGUCGACGGUUGUGUCGGCAUUUAUUUCCAACGUUGCUGCGCCAGUGCUCAUGCUCUCUGUUAUUCAGCCCGUGCUCAACACUCUGCCCGAAGGAUCGCAGUUUGCGGAGGCCCUCGUGAUCGGCAUCGCGCUGGCGUCCAACGUUGCCGGAAUGGCCAGUCCGAUCGCCAGUCCGCAGAACGUGGUUGCGUUGCAGAGCAUGGACCCGGCUCCCAAUUGGCUGCAAUGGUUUGCCGUCUCCGUUCCCGUGUGUGCCUGCGGUCUGCUUCUGAUAUUCAUCUACAUCAUGUUCAUGAUGGACUUCAGAGACGCCACUAUCGUUCCUAUCCGGUCGACAGAUGAGAAGUUCAACCACAAACACUUCUAUGUGCUCGCAGUGUCUCUUACCACGAUCAUUCUCUGGUGCGGAGCGUCAUUUUUCGAGCCAAUCGUGGGAGACAUGGGGAUGAUCGCAGUGGCCUCCAUGGUGGCCUUCUACGCUCCCGGAAUCCUGUCUCCAGACGACUUCAACAACUAUCCAUGGACUAUUGUCAUGCUGGCAAUGGGGGGCCUUGCUUUAGGCAAGGCUGUCACUGUUUCUGGACUACUGAGGACCAUUGCCGAGGCAAUACAGGCCAAACUCGAGGGCUCGGCCCUGUUCACUGUCCUGUGUCUCUUCGGCAUCAUCGUGCUUGUCAUGGCAACGUUUGUGUCACAUACGGUCGCUGCUCUCAUUAUCGUUCCACUAAUAGCCGAAAUUGGAAGAUCUCUCCCUGAUCCGCAUCCAAACCUGCUCAUCAUGGCCACCGCCCUGCUCUGCUCGUCCGCCAUGGGACUGCCCACGUCAGGCUUUCCCAACGUGACCGCCAUUGGUCUCAGAGACAGCGUCGGCAACCCGUACCUGACUGUGUCCACGUUUAUAAAAAUCGGGGUUCCAUCGUCGCUCUUCUGCUACGUCGUGGUUGUCUCGAUCGGGUACCUGGUGAUGAAGCUACUGGAUUUCUAA